This is a messenger RNA of Callithrix jacchus (white-tufted-ear marmoset), 1301 nucleotides long. The record is from RefSeq and is a predicted model, not a curated record. NCBI's taxonomy places the organism in Eukaryota, Metazoa, Chordata, Mammalia, Primates, Cebidae.
UCAUUCAACAUUGAUCUUUUGUAUGAUUUGAGUAGUGAUUAAGGUUGACUCUUUUUUAUCCUUAUUCCUGAGAGAUAUCAGUUUAUUCUGAAAAUGUUGGAUUAUGUUUAAUUCUAUUUGCUGUCACUUGUCAUUGCUUCCUCCAGAUUAACACUGACUUCUUCUUAGAGCUGACUUCCAUGAGAUAUCCUGGCAAUCCUUUCUACCUGGAUGUGCAUCUUGAUGUCUUUGGUAAUCCCGCAGGAGCACACGACAGUUACUCUUGUUAAAUCCUCAUUGAGGUAUUUUACUCAUAGGAAUGAUUGUUGCCGUAAUUUAAAGCGAAAUGUCCUGAACGACACAAGAGCUUCUUCCAAGGAUUUGGCAAUAGGAGUAAUUUUCUUAUCACAGACUACAGUUGGAAUCCUGGGCAAUUUCUCUCUUCUUUACCAUUAUCUCUUUCUUUCCCACACUGGAUGCAGACUGAAGCCCACAAAUGUGAUUCUCAAGCACUUGACUUUAGCAAACUCCUUGGUCUUUCUCUCUAAAGGACUUCCACAGGCAAUGACAGCUUUUGGGUUGAAAUAUUUCUUUAAUGAUUUUGGAUGCAAAUUUAUUUUGUAUGUUGAAAGAGUGGGCAGGGGAGUAUCCAUUGGCAUCACCUGCCUCUUGUGUGUCUUCCAGACCAUCAUGAUUAGCCCCGCAAACUCCAGAUGGAAGCAUUUUAAAGCAAAAGCCCCAAAGCACAUUGGUUACUCCAUUCCCUUCUGCUGGAUCCUGUACCUAGCGGUAAAUUUCAUUUUCCCUGCCUAUGCGGUUGUCACAUACAGCAACAAAAACACCACAAAGAAAAGAGAUUUUGGAUACUGUUUGAGUAUAGGUCAUGACAAAAUCGUAGACUCACUGUAUGCGGCGUUAUCUAUAUUCCCUGAAUUUUUACUUUCUGUGCUCAUAAUCUUGUCCAGUAGCUCCAUGAUUUUCAUUCUACACAGGCACAAGCAGCGGGUCCAACAUAUUCAUGGGACAAAAGUUUCCUCCAGAUCCUCCCACGAGUCCAGAGCCACCCAGAGCAUCCUUGUCCUGGUGACCACCUUUGUGUCUUUUCACACCCUCUCCUCCAUCUUACAUGCUUAUAUUGUUCUAUUUCACAAUCACAGUUGGUGGUUGGUUAAUAUUGCUGCCCUAAUUUCUGCAUGUUUUCCAACUGUUAGCCCCUUUCUUCUCAUGAGGCAUGAUUCCAGCAUAUUUAGACUCUGCUUCCUCUGGCUUAGGAAAACGAAAUGUCUUCAUAUUAUUAAAUAAACCACGUUUUUGCACAAUGA